Messenger RNA from Morus notabilis, 2422 nucleotides. RefSeq names its product auxin response factor 2A. NCBI's taxonomy places the organism in Eukaryota, Viridiplantae, Streptophyta, Magnoliopsida, Rosales, Moraceae. The record is from RefSeq and is a predicted model, not a curated record. Gene Ontology annotation, cellular component: nucleus. Gene Ontology annotation, biological process: regulation of DNA-templated transcription; response to hormone. Bases 91 to 2253 code for a protein of 720 amino acids. Gene Ontology annotation, molecular function: protein binding; DNA binding. The transcript has 14 exons.
UUCUCUUCUGGGUUCUUCUUCUGCAUUGAUUCCCAUAUUCUUCUGAGGAGAUAAAAGGACUCCGGCUUUUGAGUCUUUUGAAAGAGAGAGAUGGGUGGCACGGAAGGAGCGACUAAGGAGAGCAAACGAUGUUCAGGAAGUGCUAAUUCGCCUGCUAAUAACAACAACAAAGGUGACGAUGAGAUAGAUGAUUUGUACAUUGAACUAUGGCAUGCAUGUGCGGGCCCCCAUUCUCACGUUCCGCGGCUUGGUGAGAAAGUUUACUACUUUCCUCAAGGUCAUGUUGAACAGGUUCAAGCUUAUGCUAACCAAGAUGGUAAUAUGGAGAUGCCAAUCUACAAUUUGCCAUCUAAAAUCCUCUGCAAGGUUGUUUAUAUUCAGCUGAAGGCUGAAGCUCACACAGAUGAGGUUUAUGCUCAGAUCACUUUGCUUCCACUGACUGAGCAAGAGCUAAGCUUAGAGGAUGAAGAAGUGCUACCUUUUCCUCAGAAAAGCAGUGCAUUCUCUUUCAGCAAGACUCUCACUCCUUCAGACACAAGCACACAUGGUGGAUUCUCUGUUCCUAAACGAUAUGCUGAUAAGUGUUUUCCGCAACUGGACAUGUCGCAGCAACCACCGGUACAAGAACUGGUUGCAAAGGACCUGCAAGGAUUCGAGUGGCACUUUCGUCAUAUAUUUCGCGGUCAGCCAAAGAGGCAUUUGCUUACUAGUGGUUGGAGUACAUUUAUCUCAUCAAAGAAGCUCAUUACUGGGGAUGCUUGCAUCUUUCUUAGAGGAGAAAAUGGAGAACUUCGGGUCGGUGUUCGUCAUGCAAUGAAUAGAAGAAUCCCGAGCAAUACAUCAACGUCUGUUAUCUCCGGACACAGCAUGCAACAUGGUAUACUUGCCAGUGCUUUCCAUGCCAUUUCUACUGGAACCAUCUUUACUGUGUACUACCGUCCCUGGACUAGUCCCGCUCAUUUUAUGAUACCUCGUGAUCAAUACCUGAAGUCAGCUGAUCGUGAACAUUUGGCUGGAACAAGAUUCAGAUUUGAUCUUGAAGGUGAAGAAUGUAUAGAAAAGAGGUUUACAGGUACUGUAGUAGGUGUUGAAGAUCAUGAUCCCAUAAGAUGGCCUAAUUCAGAGUGGAGGUGUCUCAAGGUCAAAUGGGAUGCCAGUUCAAAUAUGUCUUCACUUCCUGACAGGCUUUCUCCUUGGAGCAUCAAGCCAACAGAUUCUACUCACAAUGCUGAUGCUUUUCUCCGAUCCCCACCGAAGAGGGGGCGUGAACUUGAUCUUUCAUCGCCUGGAUUUUCUAGCUUGGCCAGAGAAGGUUUCUUGCUGAGUUCAGUCAAGCGGAUUAUGCCACAAAGACAAAAGGAGGUCUUGCAAGGUCAAGAAAUUAGCAAUGUGCAUGUUCAUGAACCGGGUGCGAAAAUGGCACCAAUGUUGCCACAGUUCAUUAUGCCACCAAAUCCCAACUGGAAGAGCCUCUUGCAAUUGGAAAAUCAUCUCCAGUUUCCAAUGCAAGCCCAAGUUUAUCAGUGUCCCAGGGGUGAAAUUGCAUUUCCUGGUGAGACUAUGGUGCCUUCAAGCCUCACUAACCAGUUGUGCUCAAAGUUUGCUACUUAUAGCAGAAGCUUCUCAGUUUCAAAUGGAAACUCUACCAAUUCUGGGUCUCAGGAAUUUGCUGAGCAGAGGAGCAAUGACGAAGCUCCUCGCCAACCGAAUGGCUGCGGCAAAUACAUGCUUUUCGGUGUCAAUUUGUUCCAUGGUCACCCGGAGCUCCCUUCACCACAAGUUGCUACUUCUAAUGAGCUGUUAAGCUCUUUUUCCCUUCCUCCAACUUCUCAGUCUAGUGUUUCUGAACCACCUGUCCAUGUUUCAGAUUCAUCUAAUAACAAUAGUGUUUUUGGCCUCCUUUCUGAGAAACAAUGCAAGCAAUGUUGCUCAAUCACUAACAGGAGUUGCUCAAAGGUGCUCAAACACGGAACUGCCCUUGGAAGAUCCGUGGACCUCACCAACUUUGGUGGGUAUGAAGAACUCAUCUCCGAGCUCGACGAGAUGUUCGAGUUCAAUGGAAGUCUGAUAGAUGGAAGCAGUGGGUGGAAAGUGACCUACAUGGAUGAUGAAGGAGACUUGAUGUUAGUAGGAGAUUAUGAUUGGCAGAUGUUCAGAUCCGCGGCCAGAAGGAUGUUCAUCUGUCCAAAAGAAGAAAUCAACAAAAUGAAUCCAGGGUCACUCAAGUCCACCAUUUCUCUACUUGAUGAGUGAAAAAUGGUUUCAAUAAAAGUACUCUUUUAAGAACUUGUCAUCUUUUUGUUGAAAACCUUUUGUUGUAACGCCUGAAGGAUGGUAACCGCUUUGUGAUAGGCAGCAGGACUGUUAUUGCUGCCCUGAAUAAAUCCCCUUAAAAUAGGAAAACACCACCUUUAUUUCAAUA